Molecule: messenger RNA, 8366 nt
Organism: Spodoptera littoralis (African cotton leafworm)
Lineage: Eukaryota; Metazoa; Arthropoda; Insecta; Lepidoptera; Noctuidae
Source: the annotation of a GenBank genome assembly
AUGUUAUCAAGAAAGUGGUGGUUAGUUUUGUCGGCGUUAGUGGUAGCUGCUGCGGCCACGAACAUCCAUAGGUUCGACCAGGACGAUAUCGAUGGAGAAGACGACGAGGGCUUCGAUGAGUACGACGAAUUUGAGAGUAAUAACGUCACUAGUGUUGGCGGAAGAAAGGGAAAAAUACUGUUUCCUUUCGUGAGUAUCGUGCGGUUCGCCAACACGGAGUGCUCGACUGCCAACUCUAUGAACGGCACGUGCCUCGCGCGGCGGGAAUGUAACAACCUUAACGGUACCAUCACGGGCACCUGCGCCACGAGGAGAGGACGGUGCUGCGUCGUGUCCCGUACUUGCGGAACUACGACAAAUGUGAACAACACUUAUUUCACGAGCCCUGGCUACCCGGCCGCGUACGCCGGUGGUCCAGCCUGUUCCAUGAUCGUAAACCGUUGCAACGCCAACAUCUGUCAGCUCCGCAUAGAUUUCCUGGAUCUGGUGCUAGCACAGCCUGAUGGUGACGGGAACUGCGUGACGGACUCCAUAUCAGUGACAGGAGGAAACACCAUUGUGCCACUGCUAUGUGGUGAUCUCACCGGCCAGACUAUCUUCGUGGACUUCAACGGGAACACGGCUAUCACCAUCGUGGUCACUGCCACCCUCGCGACCACCUUCGCUAGGAGAUGGAACAUUAGGCUGGUUCAGCUUGGAUGCGACUGUCCUGGAAUAGCGCCAAACGGUUGUCUCCAAUACUACACUGGAAUAACGGGAACUAUUAACAGCUUUAACUACGGGACCGCGGCGAACACAGUGCUCAGCGCCUCCCUGGUGACAGGCACGCGGCAAAUUGUCAACUUGAACUAUGGCAUAUGUAUCAGAAUGGAGGCCGGCUACUGUGCCAUACAAUAUUCACAGGUUGCAGGAGACGCAUUCUCAUUUACAUUGACGGGAGACGUGGAAGGCGCUGACAACACGGUACUGGGCACCCAGCUGGGUGCAGUGAACGGCGCCAACUGUCUCACCGACUUCGUGGUUAUACCCAACCCCACAGUAGUCGCCACCGCCUUAGCUGCAGGCACAGACCGCUUUUGCGGACUUGGUUUCGUUCCAGUGCAGAGUGGAGCUAAACCAUUUGUACUGUACGUGGUAACUAACGCUAACGAGGGCGCGACGGCUGCCACUCCGCCCGAUAUCGCCAACAGAGGAUUCUCUCUAACUUACACUCAGAUAGCCUGCUGAUCUAUCUACUUCAUGUACCUAUUGUAUCUCUACCUAUAAUAUAAUCAUAGAAUGUUUUAAAAAGCAGAGGUGCACCCCUAAUUUACGAUGAGAUAAAAAUACAGUAGCACCAGAAAAUUUAUAUAAACAAUAAUCACCGAAAUGCAUGUUCUCUCGAAUGGCUGUAGUGUUAUUAGGACAAAGUUCUAAGACAAAUAACUGACGCAUUUAUCGAGAACACUGGGAAGAAACACCCAUGCGAAGCGGGGGUGGCAUUAUAAUAGAAAACAAAAUUAAAAGCAGAUCAUUUUACCAAAUACUUAAAAGCUUGUAUACGCUACUCGGGUUUCUAACAAAGUAACUUGCCGUACACUAUUGUUUACAAGACAAAGGCAGACUGCUUACAAGGGUAGAAUCUUAAAAGCAUACAGAAGGCUAUUGUGUAAUGACGUAGGUAGCCAUUCGAAGUACCAUGCAAUACUAUGACAAGAUAUGUAUGGUGUACCUAUAAAUGGUUAAUGCGUCAAUGUCUAGCAACUGCAACUGGUUCGGGUUUCUUAUAAAAGGGUUAUUUGAAAGGAUGACUUUAACUCAAGUCAAACGUUAUCGUUUUCUUUUCGAAUUAUCAUAAAAGUAUAGAUAUUAAUGUACUUAUGUUUAAGUUUAGCAAUAAAAUAUAACAUUAUCUACGUAAGAAAAGGGUGAUUUAAUUUCUCAUACUAUUUCCAACUCCAAAAUGGGCCUACACUGUAUUGUCUUUUUAUUUUUGUGCCCGCGAUUUCGUCCGCGUGGAAUUGUGAUUCACAGCUCCUCUCCUGCAGGUGAUAGUGUGUAGCCUAUAUGUUGACCCGUCCUGUUUGUAAUAUUCAUGCAAAAUUUAAAGUUAAUUAAUGAAGUACUUUUUGAGAUUAGCCAGGACAGACAAACAGACCAACAGAUAAAAUUUUAAAAAUUAUAUUCUUGGCUAUGAUAUCGAAUAAAGACAUACUCCGCGCCGCUUCUUAAAAAAAAUUAAUGUACAUUUUGACUUUCCUACGAUUUUAUAAUAUGUACAGGCACAUACAGACACAUACAUAUACAUUAAUUUAUUCAGAAAUUAACAUAUUGCAACUAAUAUCCGAUCAAUCCAAAACGAUCGAUCUCUAUAUUGAACAGAAAUUUAAUAGAUUAAUAAUGUCAAAAAUCCAAAGACAUCAGUAGCGUGCAUAGUGCAGAUAGCUAAUGCGCGGCAGGUUAUUAUACCAUCCAUGGUGGUAUUCGAGGUCACGAAAACUUGUACAGAGCACCUAGUGCCUCUAUUGUGGCGUGUGGACGGGCAUUUCCCUCAUUUGUACCGCUACAUAAUCGUUAUGAAGGAAGAUUACAAAAAAAGUUGAAGUAAAAAAUAAAAACCAUAAGAAAUAAAUAGUCAUGUAUUUAAUAACAACUUUAACUAAACAAUAAAAUCACAUGUUAACAUAUUUAACUACUCUCUUCUAAUAGGUAUGUAGAAACAGGCACAAAAAUAGAUCGCCUGCACCCGCGAUAUGGUGCUGACUGAUAAUUAGGCUCCUCCGUGUUUAUGACUUUUCCAUAAAACAUAACAACAUAUCAUAAUAAUAUAUACAUUUACUGUCUCGCUAGUAUUUAUUUACAGUGUAAAUAGCGUUAAGUAACGUUUAAUUAAAUAAGAAAUACUCUCAGAAGGCACAGUAUCUUAUUAAACAAUUAUGAAUCCAAAAUUUAUAUUAAACAGGAUAUGUUGUUAUAUUCAAAAUAAGAAAGAAAUGGAGGACUUGCAAUAUAUAAAAAUGUUGCCAUUAAAAUGAAGGAAUAUUCGUGCUCAAUUUCUUUUAGUAAAAAGACCGCAUUACAACAUUGGAUUAGUUUCAUAUUUAAUCUCAUAAAGCGUAUGGAUAGUAGAGAAGACAGACACCUUGUAAAUUGGCAUAAUAAAGGUAACAUUUUGACCCACAGUUAACAUUUAUCACCUUUUUAGGCCAAUUUUAAAGACUACUAUGAUUUAUUAAGAUUUCACACGCUUUACGAGUCUGGAAGUUAGAUUUGUUCACUUGCUCAAUCGUCAUUCAAACAAAAUUAAGAUCGCAGCCAAGAGUAAAAUGCAAUUUUAAAUGGCAUUGUUCUUAGGUGCCCGCUCUCUCUUUUUAAAAACUGUAAAACUAACCGCAAAUGUUUAUUAAACUGUCAAACACCAAGCGGUCACCGGUGACCGCGACCUAUUGUUCUUUAAUACGCUAGUUGACAGGUAGUCAAAUUCAAUAUAUUUAUUGAAAUGUCAAAAACGAUACUUUUCUAUGAAUUUUGUAUUGGAUCGCAACUUAUGACGUCAUCAUAUUUCUGCGUCAAAUAGCAUACUUAUUUCCUUAAAAUUAGCGAGAAAAAAUCCAAAAGUAAGUAAAUUGUCAAAUCAAUGGAUGAGAGUAUGAUUAUUUUUUAAUUAUUUAUUGCAUUGAAAAGUUGACACAAUUUGUUUUAAACCUAGGAAACUAGCCAAUUGUGUCUAUAAAACCGGUACUCGACGAGUUAAAUGACGUACACCUUAUCGUGUAUUAUAACUAUUGAUGUCAAAAAAUAAUGCAAUACGUAUGUAUGAUGUCGUCUAGUCGUCAGGUACUAAUACAUAGCUAUAGUAACAAGUUAUUUAAACCGAAAAUUUAUUCUCUUAUACCUUCUCACACAUGACAAAAAGCGUUUAGGAACGUGCGUGGGGUUUACCCAAAUCUCACCAGACUUCAUGUGAGUGAGGCACUGUUUUAAAAAAAAACAUUUUUGGCAAUAAUUUAUUAUUAACUAACUGUUGUCCGCGACUUCGUCCGCGUAAAAUAUGAUUCCAAUUUUAUCUCAUGGCACGAUCAUCAUUGUUCCCGAUUGAAGCUGGGGUGCCUCAGGGCUCGGUACUAGGUCCUGUAUUAUACAGCCUGUUUACGUCAGACCUACCAACUACAGAUGAUGUCACUGUUGCUACCUAUGCUGAUGACUUAGCCUUUCUAGCAGUGGACAGUCAUGCCACAAUAGCGAGUGAAAAACUUCAAAGACUUCUCAAUUACACCUCAGAUUGGCUUAGCAAAUGGCGUAUCGAAGCUAGUGCCCAGAAAUCGACCCACAUAACCUUCACACUGCGAAAAGGAGACUGUCCCCCGGUGUGCCUGAAGAAUAACAUAUUACCUCAAACGGAAUGUGUCAAAUACCUGGGUUUCCACCUUGAUAGACGACUAACAUGGAAAAGUCACAUAAAGGCAAAAAGAGACCAAAUCAACCACAAAUUUAGAAGUUUAAAUUGGAUGAUGGGUAGAAAUUCUGCGCUCAGCAUUGACAACAAAAUUUUAAUCUAUAACUCCGUACUGAAACCUAUAUGGACAUAUGGUAUUCAGUUGUGGGGAGUAGCCAGCAAAUCUAAUACAACAUGCAUACAAAGGGUCCAAAACAUUAUCUUGAAAAACAUUGCAAAUGCUCCGUGGUUUACGAAAAAUGACGAAAUUCACGAGUACCGCGACCGCUAUAAAAAACAACAUCGUGAGCGUCUCGCCCACCACCCCAAUCCACUGGUCAUGGAAUUACUUGACAAUGCUAAAAUCGUAAAAAGGUUAAAGCGACACCUUAUAAUAUAAGUGACAACAGGCAUUGGCCUGUUGUACUCAAAAGCCACAUCCCACUUCACCACAACUGAUUAUAGUCUGGCGACUGAUUGCAGAUAUACAAAUUAAAAAAAAAAACAAAAAAAAAAUUAUCUCAUAGAAGCAUUUAAUCGGGAUAAAAAGUAUUCUAUCACCUAAGUCAGCCCAUACCCUGCUCGUAUACCAAAUUUCAUCACGGGAAUUAAUAUUAAUUUAGAAUGUCUUGAGAAAAUUUAUUUUUACGUUGUGUAGCGCUGAUCCAAUAUUUGUCAACCGAUUUCAAAAAAAAUGGAUGAGGUUCUCAAUUAGACUGUAUUAUUAUUAUGACGUUUAUUUUUGGGUGGUAUGUUGUGAACAGGUUUGUUUUUAUAUAGUCCAAGUUAUAUCAUAUUCUUCAGACUCAGUCACUAUCACCACAUACCCAGCAGUCUAAAACUUGUUGUCAAAUAUACAGCAAAUAUUCAGUAGACUUCGUAUACGUUACACAGAUCACCGACAUAACGUUACAUCCGAAAACUUGAAGAUCAAAACGUAGUUUGAGACCUUAUAUUAUAAAUAUGUCUAGAUAGAGCGCCGCUAUAAAAUGCAUCAAAAAUGGCGUUGCAAAAUUCAUUGCGUGCGGCUUCUGGUUUACACGGUGCAAAAAUGAUACCAGUUACGACAAAAAUUCUCUCAUCAAAUUUCUAUUUCCCAUAAAUAUUUGAAGACAUUUAUAGUAGACCAGUAAAAUAACUGUAUCCUCCAUCUCUUUGAAUUUGAUUUGAAAGUUGUUUUUGGAGGACAUUACGUUGAUAUAAUGUAUAUAUUUUGUCAUAUUUUAUAAGUUAUUUAUUUUCCGUAUGAAAACAAAUUAUUAUUAUUUCUAUAAAAUCAAUUUAUAAGAUAUGUUGCACCCUAUCCAUUAAAAAUGUAAUUAAAUCGGUUCAAACAUUUCAAAAUAGCUAUCGAAAAUCAAAACGAACGCGUUAAAGCUCCGCGUCUCUUUAUAUCUUUAACUUAUUUUAUAGAUUCGGUAAAACGUUAGUCGAUAUAGUUUUUAUCACUAAAACCUUACGGGAACGGGCAAUGUACUGGUAAAAUCUUUCAUCUACCAUCUUUCAUCUUACAAUAAAUCUAACUUAGGCACUGAAUCGAUACUGAUGACAUUUCUUACAGCCGUAGAAUAUCCCUUCAGUCAUUCUUCUACGCGGACGAAGAUGCGGACAACAACUAGUCUACAAAAAAAAAUCGAUUCUCGUGAAUCAAUUAGUUUUUUUUGUCGACCUACAGACAACAUUUUUAUGACAAGCGACUCCUAUCUAAGCCAGUGGUUCCCAACCGACAGUCCGUGGACCACCACUGAAAGUAUGUAAAGGAAAGGAGCCACUAAUAACUCUGGAGUAAAUCUUAGUGUAGGACCACGUGAAAAAGUAAUAGCAAUAGUGGUCCCUAACCUAACAAGAACGAUGUCAGUGGUUUUUGACCGAGAAAAUAUUGGGAACCACUGAUUUAGACAAUUAAAAUCUCGAUAACUCGAACCGGGUUAAAAUUAUUGUAAUAAAAUAAGAUAAAACUAAAGCCAUUAAUUCCAAAAUGUUUUAACUGUAACACAAACGUAAACUUUAAUUUGGCUGAGAUGUUAUUAUACUGUAUACAAUAUAAUAUGUAUUACGAAAAUGUUUAAUUUCCGUUAGCCUUUUACUGUUAUACAUUUUAUACAAUACGUAUGUGGUGACCACAGCCUCUUUUCAGUUCACGAGACAAAAACAAUAUCUCCAUUUACUAUUUACAUUCAAAAUACACGUGCUAAUUAUACUUCGUUUUCUCACAAAAUAUGGAACCAAUAAAAGCUCAUAAAAUUGUCUAGCCGAGCUAUCGAGAUUGAUUUAAUGAAGGAAAUGUACAACUACAUUAUUCGAAUAAAUACAAAUUAACAGUUUCAUUACGAAACUCUAAUUUACAUAAAUCUCAACAACGUAAUAACAUCACUAGGAACCAAUUUUAUUGCAACUGUUAUAAUAAUAGUAUUAUAUCUGUAAAACGUUACAUAAUCGAUAGACAAGAGGCAACAAAAUUAUACUAGAUCAGGUAGUAAAAUGAGUUCGGACGCAAUUAUACAAUGUCUCCCAUAAAUAAAAUAACAUUCAAAUAUGAACAAAGAAAAAUAUCUACAAAUAUUAUUAUUUCUUCGCAUUUUGAUUUAAUUGCAUUAUUUAUUAUGGAUUGGACAAAAAUUGCGUGACGUUAAAGGUGUCUCGUACUUCUAAAAUUGGCGGCAAAAUCUGAACAACUUUGUGGAAGUUGCUUUUGUGUGUCAACGUGUUUCUUUGUAAUAUUACAUACGCCAGCACUUUUGCAAACUAUGUGUUAGAAAUCUUUAUUUGUUAACGUCUGUAAUAGAAUCUGCAUCAAGUAACGACACAAUAGGUAAAUAAUGUAUCUAAUCUAUAGUUCAUUCCAAUAAACUAGACAUAUUAUAGCCAUAACUGUUUAUACACUUUAAGAUUUCACCAGCUUUAUAUGUAAGUAUACGAGUAUCUUAGGCAAUUCUGUUUGAACUAUACAAAUUAUCCUCUAGUCAAAUUUAAAAACUCACGACAUUUGCCUAAAACUUGGCCCUACCUAUUAUCACGAAUGAAACACUACGUUGGUACGUUAUUAAAUAAUCUAAAAUUAAUAAUAUUAAGUAGUCCUACUAUUGCUGAGGAAAGUCACAAACUAUAAAAGUUCUGAAGAAUGAUGAUUGAUGUCAAAGUCGCUUAUCAACACCAAAACACGAAUAUUUCAUCAAACACUCAAGCGUGCAUAGCAAUAACUUUACCCAUUCUUCUUUCUAUGGCGUUCUUCGUUUCGUAGUACCAUUUCUCUACUGCGGUGUUGUUCUUCAAGUCCUGGAAAGCCGUGCAUCCUUCAAUGCUGCUGAGAACUCCGAAAACUGUCACGUCGGCUAGGUUUGGCUUGUCGCCCCCCAGGAAGGGAGUGCCUUUCGAUUGUACUGCACCCAUCCAUUCAUUGACCGCGUCAUAGAGCGACUCACGUGGAUCGUCCUUAAUUUUGUGCCUGAAAUCCCAAAGCCAGUUUGUUUAACACACUAAGUACCUAAAUCAAGAAAGGUAAUUAAUGUUUUUAUUUUUAAGGGGGAAAAUCGUCGAAUAAAUUCUGUGGAAGUGUCAGACUCUUACUGACUAAAAACCAUCAGUAUGUAAAUUAGUAUUUUAAGUUGACACACAACUAAUUAGUAUAUGAAGAUGACACUAAAAAUAUUUAAUACUGCCAUUGAAUAACUAAUACUACCAUUAAUAUACCAGCAACAGUCAAAUGUAUCAGAUAUUCGGGUAAGAAUCAAAGCAAUACCUGGUCUUCAGCCUCUUAGAAAUCAUAUACAUGGCGGCGGCACCAAUGUAUACCAUGAGAGUGCACUCCCACGCGGGGAAGAACUGCCUCCAGCCGCCAGCCUGCUCAAACCAUUGGAAAGUCUCAAGAGCUUCGCCAGCCGUCCUGUAUACGUUGGGGGAUAGUGUGUUGACAAGGACUCGGUCGGCCCACUGACGCCACUGGCGCUCCUCA